Epithele typhae is the source of this 975-nucleotide messenger RNA. RefSeq names its product lysophospholipase. The transcript is spliced from 7 exons. The coding region runs from base 1 to 975 and encodes 324 amino acids. Gene Ontology annotation, cellular component: membrane. Lineage: Eukaryota; Fungi; Basidiomycota; Agaricomycetes; Polyporales; Epitheliaceae. Gene Ontology annotation, molecular function: lipase activity. The record is from RefSeq and is a predicted model, not a curated record.
AUGGAUACCGCCUCGACCUCCACGCCCGACGCGUUCACGGAAGCCUGGCUCCCGGGCCCCGACGGCACCUCAUUCUACACGCGCACGUACGCCUCCGCGCCCUGCCCCGCGCGCGCCGCCGUCGUCUUCGUGCACGGCUUCUCAGGCCACUGCGCGCGGUACGAGUGGAUGCACGGCGAGUACGCCGCGCGGGGCGUGACCGUCUUCACCUUCGACCAGCGCAGCUUCGGGCGAACGGCGCUCGACGCGGAGGAGCGCGCGCGCACCCCGGGCGCGCUCUACGGUCGGACGAGCUGGCGCGAGCAGCUGGGGGACAUUGAGUGGUGGGUGAGGCACGUCAAGGAUCGGUACCCCGGCUUGCCGGUGUUUCUCAUGGGGCAUUCUAUGGGAGGGGCGCUGGCAUUGGCGUUCGUGACGCGGAAGAGUGCGCCCCCGAGCGCGGACGCGGUGGAGAUGCUGGCGGGCGUGGUGGCCUCGAGUCCGUUCAUUCUGCGCACGAAGCCGACGGCGUGGCAUGUGCGGUGGGCAGGGUGGCUCCUCAGUUUCGUCAUGCCUAAUCUCGUCUUGCAUACACCCAUCAAUCCGAAUAAUCUGUCUCACGACCCCGUGAAGAAUGAAGCGAACUCCAAGGACCCGCGUAUCCUCCACAAAGGUUCGCUGAGGUGUCUUGAUGAUAUGCUCGGUGGUGGCGAGAAUUUGUUGCGGUACGAUCACAAGCAAUGGCCUAAAGCAAUGCCGCUUCUCAUCCUCCAUGGCUCCGCCGAUCGCAUCACGUCGCCCAAGGCUUCGCGCGAUUUCUUCGACAAGGUCGAGGCGGAGGAUAAGGAGUACAAGGUAUUCGAGGGUGGAUACCACGAAGUCAUGCGCGAGCCGAACGGAAUGAAGGAGGAGUACGCUGAGGCUAGCACGGGGUGGAUGCUAGAGAGGGCGCAGAAUUCCGGGUCGCGACCGGUGGGGGAUGGGUCCAAGCUGUGA